AUGGCAUCUGCACAGACAAAACAGCUUCACUGGACACAGCGCAUAGCGCUUGUGAGGCACAACCUUCAUGCAGCCAGCAGGAGUGGGGAUUUUACUUUCUUCAAGACGCUACAGGCGACAGGCCUGAUGGAGGGCACAAAUCACUUCGCGACCUUGGCCGAGCUUAUGGGAGACGAUGCAGAUGUUGUCAUGGCUGCCAUGGACAAUCUCAACGGAGGACUUGCAUACAUCCACCAAGACGCAUUCCAAAAAGUCUACGACAAUUUGAGGAAUGCCACGCGGGAUGACGAUAAGCAAGCAGAGAAAUCGAAACUUUAUGUGGACAUUAGCCAGCAAAAGCAGAUGACAGAGAUGGCGAUUGACAAGCUGUGCAACUCUGCAGUGGCGUUGAUACACCAACAGGCACCCAAUGUCCGAGACCAAGUCGCAAAUGUCUUCAUCACAGGAGUGACCCUUGUCGCAGACUGUGUCGAAGUUGUGAUCCAGCAACUUGAUCUCAUGGACAAUAAGAUGGAUGACUUCAUUCGACUGGAGGAGAGCUGGAACAUUGUGAAGGCUUCAAUCAUUGCUGCUACUGCUGGCCUGAAGGGAGUCUUUUACAUGCUCGACACCAACGAUCAGCAAGGUGAGAAGCCACAACGAUCUUCCAGUAUUGCCAGCGCUGGGAGUGGAGUCUUCCGCAGGCUAUCGACAGUCUUCACGUCGGCGGCGCCCGCGUCGAGCCGCAGCUCAAGCAUCGCAAGCGCCGGCGCACCGCAAUCGAGGGGAUCUAUCGGUGGCGGAAGUUCCGCACCCGUAUACCGCACGCCGACCUAUGUGCGCAACAGUGUCAGCGCUGGCUGCCCCACAAGCAUUCCUUCAGCCAUCAACAACUCCGCUUUCAGUAGCAACUUCGAAGCUCACAAGUUGAGCACAAUACCACCGACUCCUGCAUUCGAUGAAGACUUGGAUCCAUUUGACAAGGUAGACAUGCCACCUGUGCCUGCGAUGCCCAUGGAGCAUGAAGCAAACAGAAUCGUUCAAACCGUGAUGUAG
This is a messenger RNA of Pseudocercospora fijiensis CIRAD86, 1035 nucleotides long. RefSeq lists its product as uncharacterized. The record is from RefSeq and is a predicted model, not a curated record. The transcript has a single exon. Bases 1 to 1035 code for a protein of 344 amino acids. Lineage: Eukaryota; Fungi; Ascomycota; Dothideomycetes; Mycosphaerellales; Mycosphaerellaceae.